GGCCCCCUGCCCACCACCCCCCAGCCCCAGGAUGCUCCCGUUUGCCUCCUGCUUCCCCGGGUCUCUACUGCUCUGGGCGCUGCUGCUGUUGUUCUUGGGGGCAGCCUCUCCCCAGGAUUCCGAGGAGCCUGACAGCUACACGGAAUGCACAGAUGGCUAUGAGUGGGACCCAGACAGUCAGCACUGCCGGGACGUCAACGAGUGCCUGACCAUCCCUGAGGCCUGCAAGGGGGAAAUGAAAUGCAUCAACCACUAUGGGGGCUACUUGUGCCUGCCCCGCUCAGCUGCCGUCAUCAACGACCUACAUGGCGAGGGACCCCCACCACCAGUGCCUCCCGCUCAACACCCCAACCCCUGCCCACCAGGCUAUGAGCCCGAUGAACAGGAGAGCUGUGUGGAUGUGGACGAAUGUGCCCAGGCCCUACACGACUGUCGGCCCAGCCAAGACUGCCAUAACUUGCCUGGCUCCUACCAGUGCACCUGCCCUGAUGGCUACCGCAAGAUCGGACCUGAGUGUGUGGACGUAGAUGAGUGUCGCUACCGCUACUGCCAGCACCGCUGUGUGAACCUGCCCGGCUCCUUUCGCUGCCAGUGCGAGCCGGGCUUCCAGCUGGGGCCCAAUAACCGCUCCUGUGUGGAUGUGAAUGAGUGUGACAUGGGGGCACCGUGUGAGCAGCGUUGCUUCAACUCCUACGGGACCUUCCUGUGCCGCUGUCACCAAGGCUAUGAGCUACACCGGGAUGGCUUCUCCUGCAGUGAUAUCGAUGAGUGUAGCUAUUCCAGUUACCUCUGCCAGUACCGCUGUGUCAAUGAGCCAGGCCGCUUCUCGUGCCACUGCCCACAGGGCUACCAGCUGCUGGCCACACGCCUCUGCCAAGACAUCGAUGAGUGUGAGUCUGGUGAGCACCAGUGCUCCGAGGCCCAAACGUGUGUCAACUUCCACGGGGGCUACCGCUGCGUAGACACUAACCGCUGUGUGGAACCAUACAUCCAGGUGUCUGACAACCGCUGCCUCUGUCCAGCCUCUAAUCCCCUGUGUCGAGAGCAGCCUUCAUCCAUCGUGCACCGCUACAUGAGCAUCACCUCAGAGCGCAGCGUGCCUGCCGAUGUGUUCCAGAUCCAGGCAACUUCUGUCUACCCCGGCGCCUACAAUGCCUUUCAGAUCCGUGCUGGAAACUCGCAAGGGGACUUCUACAUCCGGCAAAUCAACAAUGUCAGUGCCAUGCUGGUCCUCGCCCGGCCGGUGACGGGCCCCCGGGAGUACGUGCUGGACCUGGAGAUGGUCACCAUGAACUCCCUGAUGAGCUACCGGGCCAGCUCUGUACUGAGACUCACCGUCUUCGUGGGGGCCUACGCCUUCUGAGGAGGGGGUGAAAACCCUCAGGAGCGGGAGGAAGGGGGCCACCCUCCCUCAGCCCCCUGUGUCCAAGGAGCUCGGGGCUCAGGGAUGUGUUCUGCUCAAAGGGAAGAUGUUGUGAAGGGCAGAAAAAGAAAGGCAAUAAAGGAGUGCUGGUGCCGAGGGGGUGGGUCACACUGCAGCAAACCUCAGACUGGGGAAGGGGCCGGGCUCGCAGCAGGCAGGCAAAUCCACCUAAAGGGGGGCUCUGUGCUCCAGCUGAGAGGACCCCGCUGAUGGGAGCCAGGAGCUACAUGCCACACAUGAGCUUCAGAAUCACUGGGAGGGGUGGAGGUAAUGAGGUGUGCAGGCUUCAGGCUCCAGCCCAGAGAUCUGGCCUUGGCAGGUUUGCAGGGUGCUUGAGAAACUCCCUGUGGACAGUGCCAGGAGGCCCUGGGUUCUGGUCCUAGCUCUGCCUCAAAUUAUACAUUUGGAUAAGCCCUGGUAGCUCCCUGAGCCUGUUUUCCAGUCUAGGAAAUGAGGUAACCAGACUGUUAGUGGUUUUCAAGCUUUUCUUUUGCAAGCUACAGAACCUCUUUUCAAAGGAAAUUUUAUUUGCUCGAGGACCAUCUGAUUAUAUAAAGCAGACUCAAAGUUG
Messenger RNA from Tupaia belangeri chinensis (Chinese tree shrew), 1994 nucleotides. RefSeq names its product EGF-like fibulin extracellular matrix protein 2 (gene EFEMP2). Lineage: Eukaryota; Metazoa; Chordata; Mammalia; Scandentia; Tupaiidae. The coding region runs from base 32 to 1363 and encodes 443 amino acids. The record is from RefSeq and is a predicted model, not a curated record. Gene Ontology annotation, molecular function: calcium ion binding. The transcript is spliced from 12 exons.